AUGCGGCCCGUCCUUCCGGCCUUCGCCUUCCUCGUGUCUUUCGUCUUCUCACUAACGCGUAUAUCCACCGCGCAACAGUAUCCCCUAUGUCCUUUAACGAAGCAGCCGCCGUCGCUUCCCACGGUCCCGUACCGCCGCUGCAUGGAUGCCGCGGCUGCGUCGUGCUGCACGGACUGCAAGGAGAUUCAAAACGCGCUCGCGGGGGUGUCGGCGAACGUUUCCAUCAUCAUGCCGCAGCUGCUCACGCCGCUAGGGCCCAUGAACGAAGUUGACUACUCAGGAACUACGGCGUGCGACUAUCUGUACGGCAUGGACGACUGCCAGUUUCAUCUCGAACAGCUCCUUUGCGCGUUGACCUGUAACCCCGAUUCCGGCAACUACGUGUUCGUGAAGGCCGGCAGACCCGUUCUGCGCGUGUGUCCGACGUACGCGCAAGAAGUGUUUGGCUACUGCAAAGACGUCUCACUGGGCACUGUGCUGGUCGGAGCGGGCUUCCCCACUAAGGAGAUCCUGCUAGGGCGCCUCUUCACUCCUCUCGUGCAGAAACUCGGCAUUGGGAAUGUCGCCUUUAUCGUUUCUGAGAAAAAUUGCUACGGUGGCCCUGCCGCCCUCCCCGAGCAACCCGCCUGCUGCGACCCGCUAUACGUCCCUAAGGAGUGCCCCUACGGCUCGGUAGACACUAAGAAAUACGCGGCCUCCAUAGGCCGUUCGAUGGACAGCGGCAAUGCAUCCAACGCUUGCCAAUGGUUCCCACUCCCAGAGGAUCCGAACCUUGCACCACUCCCUGAAAACCCUCCUCUUCCUUAUAUUACCGGAGCAGCACAUGACCCGCCACCUCCUGAUGUGGGUACACCGUGGGCUUCUGAGCCUGUGCCGAAAAGCAACCCAAGUGCGAUGACUUAUAAGGGGGCGGCACGUAUGGGAGUCGCUGGUGUAGCAGCGUUUGUGGCGACUUUGGCAGCUGCUGUUUUUGCUAGUUGA
This is a messenger RNA of Closterium sp. Naga37s-1, 981 nucleotides long. Lineage: Eukaryota; Viridiplantae; Streptophyta; Zygnematophyceae; Desmidiales; Closteriaceae. The record is from the annotation of a GenBank genome assembly.